AGAAGGUUUAUUUUUCCUUUCAUGCUUUGUUCCAAAUUUCUUUCUGUGUAGCCCAUUCCAUAAUGAACACGUUAUUAGCAGCAUGAUAGGAGAUGAAACUGUUUAUAUAUAUUGCUUGAUGAUUUUACACUGCAAACAUAUCGUUGUUCAUGAACUGCAGAACAAGUGCUCGUAAAAUAGUAUAAAUGCUGCGUGAUUUGAUGUGCAUAUAUCAUCCAUUAAGUACUGACCAAGUGUUCUCUCAUAUACAAACUCUAUCUGAUAAGAUCAAUAUUCAUAGUAAGCUAGACUUCUAUCAAUACUCAUCAUCUCGUCAUUAGAAUUUAAUUGUAUUAGAGAAUACUUGAACUACACACAAACAAUUUCAGGAUGUCAUCCUGGAAUUUCACCGGUGUUGAUUUCGACAACAUGCUUGAAGAACCAUCUUGGGCCUUUUCUCACUUACCUCUCAACAACAACUCGGAGUUUAUUCCUAAAACUCCAGAAGAGGGAGAAGAGGAAUUCGAAACAAUCCCACUAGACGAUAUGUACGAUGCGGAUGACGAAUAUCCUAGCGAGGAUGAUUUAGAUAAUUUACUUCUUGAACUCGAAAAGCAACAAAGAUUAUCACAAGAACUCUACAGUCGAGCAAAAGAUAGCAAACAACCAAACCCCCCAAGCAAUAGUUCAGACUACUUACAAGAAUCUUCCCUCCAGUAUCCUCCAAGAAUUAAUGUCUCUUCAAACAUUCGCCAAACUACAUUCGUUAUCGCCAACAAUAGAGAAAUCGAACGAAAAGGUCAAGAGAACGCCCCCUGGAUAUCCGAGGUGCCCCUUCGAAAGAUCAGAGUUCAACUCCCCUCACUCACACUCAAUUUACCAUCUCCAAUUAAUUUUGGCAAAGCAUUUUCUCUAGACACUUCUGAAACAAUGGACAAAGACUUUGUUCCCAAUAUGUUAGAAGGGUUUGAGACUAUGAACAUUGGCGAAUUGAUACAAGACUACGAAUCUGGCGACAUCUUGCACCCAACCGAAGCCCAAAAAUUUCGCUGCGACAUCGAAAGACCGGAAGUUUUCAGCAUGGAACCUCAUUGGUUCAAUGACACUAAAGACAAGAAGUGUUGGUGCAUUCAUUGUAUUCAAUAUCGAAAAACACAAUCCACAGGUGAGCAGAUGGAAGCGCAUGAUUACAAUGACCGUUGCCUCUGCUCUUCUUGUUCAGAGCUUUAUCACGAAACCUUGCCUGAAGGUUGCCACUGUAAUUGUCAAAAUUGCGUUGAUGUCAAUGAAGAUCAAGGUCCUACAGAUCAAGAUGAAGCACUUGCUGAACUCCAAAAACAGAUCCAGCUCCAAUCACCCGAACAACGAAUUCAAGAUUCAGAAGAACUUGUUACUGAGACCUCACAGGAGUUACCGUCAGACCCUCUUUGUGAGGAGUUUACAACAGUUGUGAGUGAGCUCAAUGGUGGUCCCUCAGAAUUACUUAGCAUGGUUCGUGAAAACUUAUGGAUGAAUUCUGAUUCUGAUUCUGAUUCUGAUUCUGAUUCUGAUUCUGAUUCUGAUUCUGAUUCUGAUUCUGAUUCUGAUUUCGAUAACGAGUAGACUUUUUCAUUCUAACUUUUCACAUGGUUAAAUAAGGUAAGUCGUAGAUAUAUCCUGGUGAUAAACUCUGCGCGGAGAAAGAUAAACCCAUGGAAAUCUGGCAACAAUAAAACCCCCCAAAACAAGCAAAAAAAUAGUACUGACUUAAAGAAAAAGAUUCCCCCCAGUGACUUAAGAAGAGUGAAAUAGACAGAUAACAUGUGAUUGUAGCAAAAUGACCUACUCGGUAUAAGGAGGGCAUCAGACAAGGAAUAUUUCUUUGUUUCCAAAUGGUAAAAAUAGACCCAGCGAAGAAAAUCUCGAUAAAUUGAUUGAAACAAUUAAAAACCAUACUUAGAUGGGAAAUUAUGAUUAUCUGGUACUCGGAGCAAAAUCCAGACAUGGAGAUUGGAAUUGCAUUUUAUUGGCUUCCACUUGUGAUGAAAAUGAGCUCGCAGAUGCA
Messenger RNA from Botrytis cinerea B05.10, 2023 nucleotides. RefSeq lists its product as hypothetical. Lineage: Eukaryota; Fungi; Ascomycota; Leotiomycetes; Helotiales; Sclerotiniaceae. The transcript has a single exon. The record is from RefSeq and is a predicted model, not a curated record. The coding region runs from base 370 to 1581 and encodes 403 amino acids.